This is a messenger RNA of Salvia splendens (bonfire salvia), 1734 nucleotides long. RefSeq names its product major allergen Pru ar 1. Gene Ontology annotation, biological process: abscisic acid-activated signaling pathway; defense response. The transcript is spliced from 5 exons. Gene Ontology annotation, cellular component: cytoplasm; nucleus. Bases 1023 to 1499 code for a protein of 158 amino acids. NCBI's taxonomy places the organism in Eukaryota, Viridiplantae, Streptophyta, Magnoliopsida, Lamiales, Lamiaceae. Gene Ontology annotation, molecular function: protein phosphatase inhibitor activity; signaling receptor activity; abscisic acid binding. The record is from RefSeq and is a predicted model, not a curated record.
CUUUGAUAGUGCUACACUGCUACUAUACUAUAAUGAAAAGUAUAGUAGUACUACUACUACAACACUAAUUUUUAGUAUUUUCUACCGAAUGUUAGUUAGUUAGCGGUCUGCUGCAUCUUACAUCCAAAGCAAAAUCGCCCAAAAUUACAAAAUCCUGAAAUCAAAAACCUUUUUCACAUCUCCUUCUCUUCAACAUUCUCUCACUACUCCUUCCCUCUUCACAUGUACAUAUAAAGAGGGAAAAUUAAUUGAACAGAACUGAAUUCAGUCUCACGGCCAUUUAAUUCUCCCGCGGUCGGAGCAGCUUUAUUCAGAUCGCGGCGGCGCAGCCUCUCUCAGAUCUAAGCCGCCAAAUCGGCAGUGUCUGUCAUUCCAAAUUGGUUAAUCCAUCCACUAAGGCUGUGUCACGAGCUUAUGAUCGACAUAGGAGCAAGGUUUCGUCAAAACAGCGGGUGCUUAAUUUCUUGUUAGUUGGCGGUGAUUGCGUCCUAGUUGGUUUACAGCCUGUUCUGGUUUAUAUGUCAAAGGUUGAUGGCCGCUUCGCGUUUAGCCCCAUUAGUGUCAACUUUUUGACGGAGGUUAUGAAAGUAUUUUUUGCAAUUGCAAUGCUUAUAUUCCAGGCUAGGAGACAGAAGUCUGGUGAGAAGCCGCUUCUCUCAAUGUCUACGUUCAUUCAGGCUGCUCGUAGCAAUACGCUACUUGCCGUUCCAGCCCUUCUUUAUGCUAUAAAUAAUUACCUGAAGUUCAUUAUGCAGAUUCCGAGGCAUAAAAUUUAUCCGCAACAAAUCGAGAUGUUAAAAAUUGGGGUGGAACAGUGGUUUUUGGACGGAACGGAGCUCUAUCUGAGUCCGUUAUGGGUUUCCUAAUUUUGUACCAAACGAAGAGAAGAGCAUAGAUAAAAUGGCUUAACCAUGCUCCUGGCUACUACCAAACACAGCCUAAAAUAGCAGCUUCCACUCCUAAAUUUUCUCAUCAAGCAAACUCAUAUAGGAGUAUUCAUUUUUGAUUAAAUUCAUAGAGCAAUGGGUGUGAUCACUUACGACGUAGAGACUCCUUCCCCCAUCUCGGCCGAAAAGCUGUACAAGGCGGUGGUGCUGGACGCAGACAACCUCAUCCCGAAGAUCAUGCCACAGGCCAUCAACAAGGUGGAGAUCGUGGAAGGCGAUGGGGGUGUUGGCACCAUCAAGGUGAUUCAUUUUGGCGAAGGGAGCGAGUACAAGAGCGUGAAGCACCGUGUGGAUGCCAUUGACAAGGACAACUUGACCUACACCUACAGCAUCAUCGAAGGUGAUGCUCUUUCUGGCCUUCUGGAAUCCAUUACUUAUCACAUCAAGGUUGUCCCAACUGAAGAUGGAGGAAGCAUUUGCAAGAACAGAAGCAUUUACAACACUAAGGAGGGUGCUGAGAUUAGUGAGGAGAAGAUCAAGGAGGGGAAGGACAAUGCCCUUCAUAUGUUCAAGGCUAUUGAGGCUUACCUCAUAGCCAACCCGGACUACUAGAACUAGAAGACUGCACCACUGCCUAAAGGUAUAUCAAUUCAUAUUUGCGUGUGCGAUGAGAGAUGUGAUAUGUUAUUCGAAAUAAUUCAUAAUUGUGUGUGAAACUAUAGGCUUAAUUGCCUAGCUACUUGUUUUUUUCUUUAAUUUGUGUUUUGAGUGAAUUUAUUGUACUACUAUUGAAUUUCUCUUGUACUAAUAAAUUAUAAAUAAGCAUACUACUCCACCUUUGAAUUUU